Messenger RNA from Cannabis sativa, 2667 nucleotides. Its product is annotated as protein MICRORCHIDIA 6. NCBI's taxonomy places the organism in Eukaryota, Viridiplantae, Streptophyta, Magnoliopsida, Rosales, Cannabaceae. Gene Ontology annotation, cellular component: nucleus. The transcript is spliced from 22 exons. Gene Ontology annotation, molecular function: ATP hydrolysis activity. The coding region runs from base 377 to 2368 and encodes 663 amino acids. The record is from RefSeq and is a predicted model, not a curated record.
AAGUGCAACACACUCCUAAGUUUAUCAAAGUACAUAAACCCUAACUUUUUAACUUUUGUUUGAGGUGUUGGAUUUUAGAACCUUCCUCCUCCGGUCUCACCGCCGGUUCCUCCAUCCAAAUCCGUCAAAUCUUUCCUGUACUGCCGCCGUAAAGCCAUUGGCGGGAGCUCGAGGUUUCGAAUCCUCUUGUUCGAAACUUUUCCAGUUUGCCUUUCCUGAAAUCUUUGCCUUUUGAGAGUCUAUCUACGAGUGAUGACAGGAGCAAUUGAAUUUGUGGGGGAGGUGAUCUCUACAUUAUUUGAGAAAUGGGCUCGAUGAACAACGAGAUAAAGAAAUUACUUGGAUUGGAGCAUAGAAUUGUGACCUUGCCCUCAGGAUGACUUUAGUAGACAUUGUGGACUUAUCUAGCGACGAUGAACCUGAAGAGGUGGUGGUGAAGGCUGUUAAGUUAGAAGCUGAUUUGGUUGGGAGGGCGUUACAGCUGAAGAACUGUAGUAAAGUUGAACUAGUCAAGCAUCAAAUGUUGAAAACUAAAUCUUCUAUACAAGGAAACGAAGAAAAUGGGAGUGUAAAGUCUCUGAAGGCUGAUCACAACAUUACCAAUCAAGGGCAAUCUUCGGCGAAUGAUACUUCAACCCUAUCAAGGUCUCAAGCGCCAAUUUGUCGUCAAUUUUGGAAAGCUGGGAACUAUAAUGAUGGUCUUGGUUCCAAAGUCACACCUCAAAAUGGAAAAAAUUAUCUACAAGUCCAUCCUAUGUUUCUUCACUCCAAUGCAACUUCACAUAAGUGGGCAUUUGGUGCCAUAGCAGAAUUGCUUGACAAUGCAAUUGAUGAGAUCCAAAAUGGAGCCACUUUUGUAGUAGUUGAUGAAAUCUCAAAUCCAAGGGAUGGAAAUCCAGCCUUGUUAAUACAAGAUGAUGGUGGUGGAAUGGACCCUAUAGCAAUGCGAGGUUGCUUGAGUUUUGGAUUUUCAGAGAAAUCAAAAUCAUCGAUUGGACGAUAUGGAAAUGGCUUCAAGACUAGCACAAUGAGACUUGGGGCAGAUGUGAUUGUCUUUAGCCGCCACUUGGAUAAGAGGGUGUUGACUCAAAGCAUUGGCCUUCUCUCAUACACAUUCUUGAGAAAAGAAAACUAUGACAGGAUAGUUGUUCCCAUGGUUCAUUAUGAGUUUAAUACAUCGACGGGUACAUUGGAUUUCUUGCAUGGUAAAGAGCAUUUUAUGUCAAAUCUAUUGAUGCUGUUGCAGUGGUCUCCUUUUGCGACAGAAGCAGAGCUUCUAAAGCAAUUCGAUGACAUUGGGCCUCAAGGCACAAAAGUUAUUGUCUAUAACCUAUGGGCUAAUGACGACGGGAUUGUGGAGCUAGAUUUCAAUACAGAUCCUAGGGAUAUAAUUAUUAGUGGGGAUACUAGAAAAAUUCAGACAAUCCCUGCUUGGAAAUUAAUAAAUGAACAGCACAUCGGCAACCGGUACCAUUAUUCUCUUCGUGUCUACUUGUCCAUCUUGUAUUUGCGGAUACCAGCAAGUUUCAGAAUAAUACUUAGGGGGGAAGUUGUUGAACAUCAUAAUAUCGCUGAUGAUCUCAAAUUUCCACAAUUUAUUUUGUAUAAACCUCAGAAUGCAGGAACUGUAGAGGGCCAAAUUAUUACAACUAUUGGGUUUCUUAAAGACGCUCCAAAUGUCAAUAUCCAUGGCUUCAACGUCUAUCAUAAAAAUCGUUUAAUUCUUCCAUUUUGGCCAGUUGUGAGUUAUGCAGACAGUAGGGGAAGGGGAGUUGUGGGUGUGCUGGAAACAAAUUUUAUUGAACCCACACAUAAUAAACAAGAUUUUGAGAAAACUUCCCUUUUUCAGAAACUUGAAAGUCGUCUGAAGGAGAUGACCUGGGAAUACUGGGAUUUCCACUGUGGAUUAAUUGGGUAUCUGGUCAAGAAAAAGCAUCCAACUCAGAAUAUCCCACCUCUUUUAAGUAGUAAAGCCACAUCAAAUCAUAAGUCCUCUGGUGUUGGUACUGCAAAGGAGUCACAGAUCAGAUCAGGGCUCUCUCUUCCUAACUCUAAAAGUCGACAUGAACAGGGCCUUCAAUUGAAACGAAAGGAUAAUUUUGAAGAAAUUCAGAAUCUGAAAAGGCAGGCAGUUGGAGUAAAUAAUCUAAGCACCAAUGGUCAAUCGAAAAAUCAAGAGAAAGCAAUCGUGUUGCAGGAAAAUGAAACUCUGCGUGCAAACUGUUUGAAAUAUUCGAAAGAGGAGGAAGAACUUCAUGUUAAGGUGACCCAACUCAAAAGCGAAAUAGAGAAGGUUGACAAUGAGUAUGCCCGGCUAUUGGCUGAAUUACAAGAAAUAGAAAAAGUAAAGCCAGAAAAGGGUGUAUGAGUUUGUAUCUUAUUUAAAUUCACUUUUAAUUCUUUCAUUUGUUAAAUCAGUGUUGUAUUAAUAGAUGGAUUGGUCAUACAGCUUUUAAUAAGAGCUUAGGUAGAAGAGACCAAAAUUAAAAGCUGCCGGCCGAUAUGCUUUUUCUCUAUUUUUCUAGUUACCGGCGGCUAAUGUAAAUAUCGGAAGUGAAGCUUCUGUAGGCAGAUGAGAGAAUCAUGUUGUACAACAUGUAACAUACAAUUAUUUCUUGUAUGAAUAGAAUAAUCAUACAAGUAAUGCAGAAACAAAUUCACUUCUCA